Molecule: messenger RNA, 414 nt
Organism: Miscanthus lutarioriparius
Lineage: Eukaryota; Viridiplantae; Streptophyta; Magnoliopsida; Poales; Poaceae
Source: the annotation of a GenBank genome assembly
AUGGCGCGCGUGUUCCUCAAGUUCGACGCGAACGGCGACGGGCGGAUCUCGCGGUCGGAGCUGGCGGCGCUGUUCGAGAGCCUGGGCCACGCGGCCUCCGACGACGAGGUGGCGCGGAUGAUGGCCGAGGCGGACGCGGACGGCGACGGCUUCAUCAGCCUGGACGAGUUCGCGGUGCUGAACGCGACGGUGGCCGGCGACGCCGCCGCCGUCGAGGAGGACCUCCGCCACGCGUUCCGCGCCUUCGACGCCGACGGCAACGGCACCAUCUCCGCGGCCGAGCUCGCGCGCGUCCUCAGGGGCCUCGGCGAGUCCGCCUCCGUCGCGCAGUGCCGCCGCAUGAUCGAGGGCGGAGACCAGAACGGCGACGGCCUCAUCUCGUCUUCGAGAAAGCUCCGAUUUAAUCCUUCCUAA